Molecule: messenger RNA, 1625 nt
Organism: Temnothorax curvispinosus
Lineage: Eukaryota; Metazoa; Arthropoda; Insecta; Hymenoptera; Formicidae
Exons: 9
Coding region: 393-1571 (392 amino acids)
Biological process (GO): detection of chemical stimulus involved in sensory perception of smell; sensory perception of smell
Cellular component (GO): plasma membrane
Molecular function (GO): olfactory receptor activity; odorant binding
Source: RefSeq, a predicted model, not a curated record
UGUAAGAAAUUUUUUGUCGCAUCGCGCGUGCGUAAAAAUUCUGGUAACUGCUACCGUUCCACCCCUGAGAAAGCCACCGGUGGUUACAUUAAACAUGUAAUUUAGUUGCCUUACGUUGCAAUCAGAUUCUUGGUAGUCCACGGUGCACGAUAGUCGAAUGACUUAUCCAAUCUUGCUUUAAAGACCGUUUGGCAAUAAGUUAAUUUAUAAAUUGUCCACCCGGUAUCUCAGAUUCUUCGUAAUGCCACGCAUUAUCGUCAUCAUAACGCGGAAAAUGCAUGCAAUAAGUUUGUAAUAGCUACUGAAAUAUUCCGGUAAUGGUAGAAUGAUAUAGGAUCGCGCGUAAUCUUUGCAAAUCUGCGUGCACAAAAUCGCAGCGACUACCAAUCGGAAUGGAUUUCUUCAACAAUGAGUACUACAUCACCCGACAUCUAAUGGAGUCGAUCGGUCUGUGGCCGUAUCAAAAGCCAGAACGUCGAAUGGUUCGAGUGCUCUGCGUGUCCUUCAUUCUCAUUCAAACCAUACUACUGCAGUUGGCAACAUUUAUCACGCACGAAUAUAGUACAUCGCUGUUUAUUGAAGUCUUUUCAUUUAGCAUUCUUUGUAUGAUUUAUCUUCUGAAAUAUAAUACAGUGUAUUUUAAUUCUAAUCACGUGAAGAAUUUGUUUGAUCAAAUUCAAUGCGAUUGGAAAUUGAUAAAAAACAUGGACGAACUGAAAAUAAUUAAAAAAUAUGCAUAUAAAACAAGAUUUUAUGCAAUCUUUUCUGGAUCUAUUGUUUAUCCAGGAACAUUUCUCUUCCUUUUAAUUAUAUUUGUACCAGAUUUUCUCGAUCUUAUAAAGCCAUUAGAUGAACCUCGUCAACGACAACUUCCAGUACAAAUGGAAUGCUUUCUCGAUCAAGACAGAUAUUUUUACUUUAUUUCACUUAUCAUUAUAAUAGUCGCUUUUGUAGGUAUGACGGUAAUUAUGGCGACGGAAAACAUGUACAUGAUAUUUGUACAGCAUUCUUGUGCAUUGUUCGAACUUAUCAGCUAUCGCUUAACAUGUGCGUUCGACACAUGCUCAUCGAAAACGACACCCUCAAAAACUAAAUGCAGACUUUGCACUAAGUUGUUAAGUGCUUUUAGCACUCAUCAACAUUGUUUAGAAUUCAUCGAGAAUAUGCAACAUAAAUUUUCGACAUCUUAUUUUGUUCUAUUUGUGUUUGGUGUGGGUUCGGCGAGUGUUAAUAUGUUUCGUUUAUUUGAGGCAGUCACGAUGCUUAAUAUAUUCGAAGCUAUUGCAACCGGUUUAUUUGUAUACGCUCAUAUGGCAUAUGGUUUUUUUAUGAACUAUUUUGGGCAGGAUAUAAUUGACCAUAGCGAGUAUUUUUUUCAACAAAUUUAUAGCACACAAUGGUACAGAGCACCGCUAUACGCCCAGAAAUUAUUACUCAUGACAUUACGACAAAGCACGAAGAACAGCAAGAUAAUCGUUGGCGGCUUAUUUGUUAUGUCGUUAGAAGGUUUAGCCACGCUUGUUAGUAUGUCAUUGUCUUAUUGUAUGGUUAUGUACUCGGUUCGUAAAUAAUUAUGCAAUAUAUAUACAGCAGUAAUAUGCAAUCGUCACAAAAUCGUCUGAUGA